Messenger RNA from Phytophthora nicotianae INRA-310, 1044 nucleotides. RefSeq lists its product as hypothetical. NCBI's taxonomy places the organism in Eukaryota, Oomycota, Peronosporomycetes, Peronosporales, Peronosporaceae. The record is from RefSeq and is a predicted model, not a curated record. The coding region runs from base 1 to 1044 and encodes 347 amino acids. The transcript is spliced from 2 exons.
AUGUCGGACAUACUCCCGGCUCCAAGACUCGCGAGUUCUCGCAUCGCUCCACUUCGUCCGUCCUUCUCCUCUCCUGUCAUUCCACUCCGUCCGUCCUUCUCCGCUUCUGUCGCUCCGGAUCAAACCGUGCGAGAUGCGAUCAUCUCUAAAUCAUCGAUAGAUCUGGUCACUCAACCCGAAAAAAAGCAGCUACUGGACCACAUCAGGCAAUUACGUCUCCAACUGCAAUGGAAGCCAGCAGCCAGACUCCAAUUACUCAUGUUUCGCAACACAAUCGGUUGUGUCAUUGCCGCAGUAUUGGCGAAUGGAUGUUUCUACUCGGGGAAUAUUUUCUCGUCCAAGUCUUCCGCACAGCAAUCUCGACAGGAAUUUCUCAUGGCCACGUUGGUUUGGACUGCAAUAGUACACGCUAUCAAGAUGACGGCAGCUUAUUUACCUUCGAUGAUGACCCAGCGCUUUCGUGAGCUUCCAGACUACAAACCCAGUCUGUAUUUUUGCUUGAAAAAGCUCAUCAAGGGUACAUUCCCGUACUUUCUCGUAUCAUUAAGUGGCAUGAUUGGCACUGGUCUGCUCGUCCAGAAUACAUCACUGAUGAAUUACCUUCUGCAGUACAAACUUCACUUUUACAUCGGGGUCUUGUUCAAUAUGAUAUUCACAGCUGGUAUCGCGAUCGUAGCGAGACAAAUUUACUAUGAAGAGGCCAAUCACGAUCAAAGUCGACGAGAGUAUAUCGCCAUUGGGUGCUCUCAAUCGAUCAUUUUCUGGUGGUCUGGACACCCUUUUUACCCGUCAUUGCAGCUUGAUACUGGGGCUGUGAUGAGUCCGGGAGAUAAAGCAAUGUGGCGGUUUAAUCAAGUAGGUAUGCUCGGUUUCCAGUUUGUGGUAGAAAUCUUCGUUGACUACGUGUGUGUCGUGGUGGAGAUGGCAACGGGGAUUGACUUCGCGCGGAUCGAAAGCCGCAGCGCCUUUUUAGGAGUCGUGUUCAUGAUGAUGGCCGUGCUUAACAUCAACAUUUCGAGCCUAGUAUAUCUGAGCUUUCAAUAA